UCUUCUUUUUCUUUCUUUCUUUUUUUUUUUUUUUUUCUUUUCUUUUCCUUUAAGGUUGAGAAAGAGACAAACAGGAGACAGGAAGCUGAUCUGCGAGGAGGAUUUGGAGUUGUGCUAAAAAGGACUUUGAUUUUUUUUUCCCCCCCUUUCCAAAAGCUGGCAAUUGACAUCGCUACAGACAGCUUGGUCAGAGAACAAACUGCCUUAUCCCAAGUAGACCCUGGCAGCCGGCAGAAGCUUGCAAGAUCUGGGGAGGCUGUCAGUCUGUCUGUCUGGCUUUUUUUUCCUACAGAUCCCACUCCCCAGCUUUUUUUUUUUUUUUUUUUUUUUUUUUUUUUUUUUUUUUUUUUUUUUCUGGUGUGUUUUUGUUUUGCUUUGCUUUUUGAAUUCUUACCGUGUUGGAACUAGCCAGUGGUGGAGUCUCCGAAGCCUCAUCAGUCAUCGGACUGUCAGGAAUAGUGGUUUAAGAGGAAGCUCGGCCUGGGGCACUAUACCCGGUCAUCCAGUUCCCUGCUCGGAGAUAAAGAUUCCAGCUACAUGGGCAAACGCCUGGAUCAGCCACAAAUGUACCCCCAGUACACUUACUACUAUCCUCAUUAUCUCCAGACCAAGCAGUCCUAUGCACCAGCUCCCCACCCCAUGGCUCCUCCCAGCCCCGGCACAAACAGCAGCAGCAACAGCAGCGGGGAACAGUUGAGUAAAACCAACCUGUACAUUCGAGGGCUUCCGCCAGGCACGACUGACCAGGACCUAAUCAAGCUGUGCCAACCGUAUGGAAAAAUUGUAUCCACAAAGGCAAUUCUUGACAAAAACACGAAUCAGUGCAAAGGUUAUGGUUUUGUAGAUUUUGACAGUCCUGCAGCCGCACAAAAAGCAGUAGCAUCUCUCAAAGCCAAUGGAGUGCAGGCACAGAUGGCCAAGCAACAAGAGCAAGACCCAACAAAUCUAUACAUCUCAAAUCUCCCAAUUUCUAUGGAUGAGCAGGAACUUGAGAAUAUGCUGAAACCAUUUGGGCAUGUCAUUUCCACAAGAAUACUAAGAGACGCUAAUGGAGUCAGCAGAGGUGUUGGCUUUGCCAGAAUGGAAUCUACUGAAAAAUGUGAAGUAGUAAUUCAACAUUUUAAUGGAAAAUAUCUGAAAACACCACCAGGCAUCCCAGCUCCCAAUGAACCAUUACUGUGCAAAUUCGCUGAUGGAGGACAAAAGAAACGGCAAAAUCAAAGCAAAUAUACCCAGAAUGGGAGGCCUUGGCCCAGAGAAGGAGAGGCUGGCAUGGCUCUGACCUAUGACCCCACAGCUGCCAUACAGAAUGGAUUUUAUUCUUCACCGUACAGUAUUGCAACCAACCGCAUGAUUCCACAGACAUCUAUCACGCCAUUCAUUGCUGCUUCCCCUGUCUCCACAUACCAGGUCCAGAGUACUUCAUGGAUGCCUCAUCCGCCAUACGUUAUGCAACCAACAGGUGCUGUGAUCACACCAACAAUGGAACAUCCUAUGUCAAUGCAGCCAACAAACAUGAUGGGUCCCCUGACACAACAGAUGAAUCACCUUUCACUGGGCACAACAGGAACGAUUCAAUCCCAAGACAGGAUUAUGAUACUCCACCAGCUGUUGUGUCAGUAUAUGACUGCCGCAGCUCCUAUGCAAGGGACCUACAUUCCCCAGUACACGCCUGUGCCUCCAACAGCUGUUUCUAUUGAAGGUGUUGUUGCUGAUACCUCUCCCCAGACAGUGGCACCUUCUUCCCAGGACACCAGUGGUCAGCAGCAACAGAUAGCGGUGGACACGUCCAACGAACACGCACCUGCAUAUUCUUACCAACAGUCUAAACCAUAAACAGAAGAAUGUCCGCCUGAAAUUUUGCCUUGAAUGAAGAAACUUCACUGAACAAGAACUUAGUUGGCUUCCAGUUUGCACAGGCAUCAAUGGAAGGCUUCUUUUUUUUUUUUUUUUUUUUAAUUUUAUAUUAUACUCAGUGAAACAAAGUCUUUAUGUGCUGUGCAAAUGGUUCCUUCAUGUGGUCUGACGAUUUAUUUUUGCCACCCUUUCUUUUUUACUUAAAGGAAAAGAAAUCCCAGGGCUGGGGGGUGGGGCUAUGGAAGGUUAACAUUAUCUCUGGAAGAGCAUUUGAAUUCAAACUUUACCUGAAUGUAUAGAUAGAUUUUAUUUUUUUCUUUUUUUUUUAAUGGAAAACCUGAUGUCAAGAGUUGGGCAAACCAAUAUGGAAGCAAAUAGUCUUCCUCAGUAAUUAAGCUACUUUUUGUUUUUCCCUUCCUGUUUAAAUCUGGUGGGUUGUUUUUUCUUAUUUUAUUUUUUCUUAGAAAUUUUUAGGUAAGGUUUAUCUUGAAUCUUAAUUGCCUUAAUUUUAAGGACGUCAAAAGCUCUCAAGGCAAGCUGUCAACGUCUUGUUUAAAAAAAUAAUUCAAGAAAGAAUUGAAAUAUUGUGCCAGCUUUAACUGGUACAGAAGCUUAAGACUAUGCGUUUUUAGGGUGAAGAAAACUGUACAGUUUAAAAGAAAACGUUUUUCUUCAUUUGAAGAAAAUUUGUUGAUAAAAGAAACCAUGGCAACUGCAAGAAUUGGGAAAUGCUGGGACUUUUCAUGAACUUUGUCUUAAGUGUUGACACAAAUCGUUCUAGAAGGCUAAAACAUUUUACAGUAAAGUUAUUAAUGUUGGUUUAAAACAACUGCAUUAGAAAUAAUGCGUGUUGGGGGGCAGAAUGCAGAUUUUUUUAUUUACAAAGCGUGAUUGCUAGCAAAAGCAUUAGUGCUUUUUAUCUGCAGUCUUUUUUAUGAGCUUUACAAAGUUUUUAGUCAGCUUUGCUUGUCACAUUGCAAAACUUAGCUAAGAGCAUUAAAAACAAAACAAAAAAAAAAAGUAAGUAGAUAGGAGCUUAUGGUCAAAAAGUGCAAAAAAACAAAAAACAAAAACAAAAAAAGCAAUAGAUAGAGAAAUUGUUGACAAUUUCUGUAGUCUUUCCUAGUUGUGAUCAAAUUCAGCCUAAGGAUGGCCUAUUUUAUACCAAAGAUGAAGUGAUACCCUAUUACAGUCCAGAAGAUAGAGGUUCUUCUUCUUGUUUUGUUUUGUUUUGUUUUGUUUUGGUUCUUUUCUUUAAAAUUUUAUUUGACCUACAAUGGCCGGACCAGUUCUUACUUUGUUGUUUGUUUAAAUUACCUUCCACUGGUAUUUUACAUACUGCAAAAAGAAUUUUUUUAAAUGUAUAUUUGUUUAUAACAGAAGCUCACGCCGGCUGUGUUCAGCGGUCCCAGCAUGAAGAGUUCUGGAUACCAAUUAAUUGAGCCAAGAAGCUUUUAAUUUUUUAAGCUUUUAUGGUUCCUUGCUAGCUCUCUUCAAUAAGACACCUGUGUUGAUGGCCAACAGUAAGCCAAGAGACAUGUGUAAGAGGCUGGACUUACUUUCUGUGGAUUGUGAACUAAAGAUACUUCCUGAACAUGGCCUGGAAGGUCUCUGAAAUGUCAUUUGUCGGAAAAGCUUAGUGAUACUGUGUGAAAUGGUGAGUGGUCUCCUGCAAAGGUCUCACGGUAUUUGUAACAACCUAACAAUGGUCUUCCUCCUAAAUUCCAGUAACCUCCUUGUUUUGUCUUCUCACGGCAGUCCUGUCAUCAUCUACCAUUACUGGCUACUUUGACGCUGCAGGUGGGGAGGGGUUGUUUUCUUUUUGUCUCUUUUCACAGUGUAUUCAUGUCUUGAUCUUGCCUGAAAGAAAGAAAAUAUACCUUUUUAUGUCAGUUUAAUUUUCUGAGGCAAGAAGUACCAGUAAUACUGCGGAUUCUCCUAGUGGGAUUUAGGGAAACUGUUAAAAUGCUAGUUGACAAUCAAGAAAUUGUAUGAUUUAUAUCAAUAAGUACCAAAAGAACUAGUUUUGAUCAAUCAUUAAAGCCAAAGGAGCUAUAUACAUAUAGAAUGAUACAAAAUUGUAUCUAAAAUUAUUAAACCGAUUUACCUAGAAAACAUCUUUACACUUUUGAUUCGUCAAGGUCACAUUAAACAUAUACAGUUUAAACUGAAAUUGAAGAAAAGCAAAUGAAAUUUUGUUCAUUGAACUACUCACUAGAAGUGCAUUUUGAAUGAAUCAUUUCAGUCACAAAGAGAAACUCUUUCAUAAACUAAGUAAGUACCAUACCGGAACCUGACUUUGCCCAGAAGAAAGAGGAAAAUGUCUAAGUGCACUAUAAAAGAACACAGGGUAGACUUUUAAAAAACAAAAAAAAAAUAUAAAAGGCAAAUCAGUAUUCUCAUUAGGUGGGUAUGAAUAAGGAGAUGAAUACAGAGUUUUACUCAUAUGAAAUUGCUAAUAGUCCACUGUUUAAAUAGAUCCUGCUUUUUUAAAUUUGCAAGCCCAUGGAUGGAAGCUCAAACCCAGAUUGACUGCUCAUAUAUGUAGUUUAACCACUGGCAAAAUACACCAACAAUAUGUGGCGUAUGCCACACAGAAACUCAACUGGUCACAUCCUGAUGGUUUUCCAUGCUGUAGAGAGAAUCCUAGAUUUAAACAUUCUCCACUGUAUCCUUCAGCUUCCCAUGUAUUGCAAUGGUGGUGUUAUUUUGGAAAGAGGGUUCCGCAUAAUGCAAAAAAACCUGUAUGGGAACUAUAUUUUCUAUUUCUCUUUUUGGCACUUGAAAUUCUUUGUAUCAAUAAGGUUUAUCCUAAGAAUACUUCACUUAAAUAUAAAGCCAACAUGGAUUCAUUUCUUUCGGUAAAAAAUAUCAAAAAUGUAUAUUAAUAUGAUACAAAGAAAGACUCAUCCACACAUUCAUCCGUGAGGGUAAGAGGUAGCUAACAUGUGGCUGAUAAAUGUGCCUAGGUAACUUCUUGUUUCUAUUCAAAACUGCUGCUUUAUUUAUACAUUCAGAUACUUUUCUUCAACUAUGAAAUUUUAGUAGUCUCAGGAAAUUAUUCUCCCUGUCAUUUUAUGUGCCCAUGUGUGUUUUACGUUUGGAUUGUUAAUAUCAUUAAAUUCUAUAAAAUGUGCUAUUUCAAACCAAAAAGAAACAAAAUGAUAAAAAAAAAUGCGCAUGUCCAAAUUGCACCCCUAUUCUGUCAUUUGACCUAGGAACUGUUUUCAAGAAUCCAUUCUUGGGGAGAGGGAAGGGGUCUUGACAGGUAAGCAGCAUUAAAUUGUUGGAAAAAGAAAGAAAAUCAAAAUAUGUGUUCAAAAUACACAAAUACCAGAAAACUAAUUUAGUUAGCAACAUAUAUUGUGGGAUUUUAAUCUUAUUUAGGACUAAAAUCCUUUUUACAUGAAGUUAAUUUUCUUUGUAUUGUGACUUACCAAACAUGUACUUACCUGCUUCAUUGUUUCCUUUUGACAUUGCUGUGACUUAUCCUACACAUUUGGAAGUAAAAGAACACCACAGUGUGUAGAAACCAGAGGCGCCCAAAGCAAAGCCAUAUCUUGAAAGGACAACAAAAUUCAGAUUGUGUGAACUAGAGGGAAUGCUAGCAGGUGCUGAUGAUGAUUUGGUUUUCAAUGCUAAUGUGUCUUUUAUAUAAAAGCUGGAAUAACAUUUUAAAGAAAAUCCAUUAUUUAACUCCAAUUUGGCCCACAUUGUUUGUUUCCUUGGUAAAUUUCAACAGUUCAGACAGUAUUGUCUCAUGUUUUACUUGAAUUAAUUAUUUGUAUGGCUUCAGCAGAUUUACCAUCUUGAAAAACAUAUGACGCCCUUUCACCUCUUUCUAAUGCAAGAUAGCCUGGCAUUAAAAGUGUGCUCCUCCUGCCUUGGAGGUGGAGGCUAAGGACUGAAGAAGGCUGAAGGAAGCCAAGAAUUCACAUUAUUUCACUAUGGCAACAAAAGACACUGGCCCUAUCAGAAACUUAAAGAAUUAUUUUUUCAUUCAUAUAUAACCAAAAACAGCUCUGAAUUUUGAUUUUUUCAAAAAAGUAAAUAAUUGAGAUGUCUCUUCUACGGCUAUAUAAUGUUUAUAAUGGCCUAAAAUCUCCAUUAAUGAAAAGUGAAAUUUGAUUUAAAUAGGACCUUUGUGGUCUUUUCCAUGAUUGAAGACAACUUUCAGUGGGCUGUCUAGACAGAUAAUGAUGUAAAUAGAUAACAAUACAUUCAACAAUUCAGUGUCAUUCCCAAUUUGAGUGCAUCAACCACUGCAGAUGAAUUGAUAAGCAGAGAAAAAUUAUUGUAUUUCAGUAAUAAGUGUUUUUAGAGAUUUUUAAACUGAACAAGGGACAACAUUUAUGUACAUAUAUAACAACUUUCAGCACACUUGAGUAAUCAUGCACUGUAUCACAGUAUGACAAGUCAUCGAAUCUUGGUCUAUUUUCUUUGACCUGAGUAAGGUUAAAGGAUGGAUCUUACUUUUCAUGCUGUUGUGGCUGGGUGCUACACAGUUGUAAGUUUCCUGAACCUGACAGCCUCUCGUGUCCAUCUGAGGGAUUGACAGCAUUUAAACAGCCUUAUUGCUUCUGAACACUGUAUGUUUUCUGUGGCAAAAUGAUAAUGAAAUUUCAUUAAUGAAUAUAUUUGGUUUACAAAUAGAUAGCGUCCAUUACACACUGGAAGACAAUCGGGAAUGACCAAGAUUAACACUUCUUACCAAAUAUUUUAAAAUAUGACAUUGGUCUCUUAAUCCAAAUAUUCUUGGUUUGGGUUUUGUGGAUUAUGUGUUCAGAAAAGUUUAAAAGCUCAAUGCUGAACACCUAAGUGGCCCCAAAGAUCUUCUAUGAAGUCAUAGGGAGGAGUUCAUGCUAGAUUAAUGAUUUCUUUUAAGUGUGGUUUUUACCCCAGCAUAUAAAUGUUCACUUGUCAUCAAAACAAACAAACAACUACAAAGAGAGAGAGAGACAGAGAGAGAGAGAGACAGAGAGAGAGAGAGAGACAGAGAGAGACACAGAGAGAGACAGAGAUGAGCAAGCUCUCAAUAUUCACCUCUGUGUAUCUUGAGGUGGGAAAAUAAAGCAUUAAGAAAAGUUUCUUCCACCCAGGAAGAUUAUGGAAUUGAGUUUAGAAUCAUCGAGCUUGGAGUCUGCAGAAAGAACCACAAGGCCACUGAGUGCACAGUGGAGCUUUUCCUAAAACUGCCCCAUUUCUGAGUUUUGCAAAUAUACUAUCGCUCUCAAUUUUUGAAGGGCUAAUUGUCCACUUUGAAUAUCUGUCUUUUCUGCUCAAGAAUUAGGCUUUGGGCACUGUUUCCAUUCAUUAGUAUUUCACCUUAGGGAUGGGAAAAAAAUUGGAAGUAAAAUUCAAAUGAGUCAAUUGUUACUUAACUACUGAUUUAUUGAGAGUUGAAGUCAUUAAGAAAACUCGCAUCGGUGCACUGUAGACUCUGAAUUUUAAUAAUUCAUAAUAUCCUUUACCCAUUCACCACAAAUAAUUGAGAGUUGACUGUAUUCUUGCAGAAUAUAAAGAAAAAUACUGUGGCCAAGGAUUGGGCUUCUCUCAGAAGAAAAGUGUUUUGGUUUCAUUCACUCUACUGAAAGUUGAAUAAAUAAACACAAUUUCUGUGAUAAGAAUAUAAUAGCUUUAAGUUAAAUGUGCACUCAUUCAAGUUUAAUGAAAAAUGCAUUUUAUUUUUUUGUUAUAUUUUGACUGUAUCACUGUAUCGAGGCUGAAUGACUGAUACUCCGGUGAAAACCCUUAUGAUCACAUUUUAUAUAGGUUCAAAGUGUAACAUUAAUGUUAUACUUUGUAUUUAAAUCCUCUGGUUUUAGAAAUUUUAAGAAAGAUGCUCUGUCCUCUUCCCCAAAGUGUGAUAUUUCAUCAUACACAAAACAAGGAGUUAUUUCAUACCUUUCAGGAACUAUAAAAUUAAUUUCAAAGAAAUACUUGAAGAAAAUCUUUCCCCAUUCUGCAAGUAAGUGCUUCCAUUUAUUUAAAAGUAUAAUUUGAAUCUUAAUUUGAAAACUACAUGUAUAAAUACCCGUUGUGAGACACGGAGUUUCUAAGAAAAAUGGGACACAGCUUCUUUAAAACCCUUAUUUCAGGUCAUACUCAACUUCAUGGAACUCCUGAAACAUCACUCAACUUUAAACCUUAUUUAAAAGCAUUUUUGUAUCGCUGUCUCUGUCAUGAAAAGUUCUGUAAUAUAAUGGUGUUUCUGUUUUUUUUUUCUUUUUUUUUUUCUCAUCUGUACCACAGUUAAAUUAGAUUCCACAUUUUCCCUGUUUCUUGGGCUUUCUGUAGAUCAGUGGAUCUUAGGUUUAAAUUUGUUUUAUUUGAUGAAGCUUUCAAUAAAAAAUGAAAAUAAAAUCAAUAAA
Molecule: messenger RNA, 8228 nt
Organism: Cavia porcellus (domestic guinea pig)
Lineage: Eukaryota; Metazoa; Chordata; Mammalia; Rodentia; Caviidae
Gene: Rbms3
Product: RNA binding motif single stranded interacting protein 3
Exons: 15
Coding region: 538-1836 (432 amino acids)
Cellular component (GO): nucleus; ribonucleoprotein complex; cytoplasm
Molecular function (GO): mRNA binding
Source: RefSeq, a predicted model, not a curated record